AUGGCGAUGUGGUAUUCGCUCGGUAUUGCGUUCUUCGCUGCUAUCGGCACUUUUUUGUUUGGGUUUGAUACGGGUAUCGCGACGACGACUAUCGCGCACCAAAGUUGGAUUGAUUAUAUGAAAAAGCCCUCCAAUGGCUUAACCGGAGCUGUGGUGGCCGUGUAUAUUGCCGGUGAGGCCGGCGGUGCUUUGACGCAGACCUUCAUCGGUGAUAAAUUAGGUCGCAUCCGAUUCAUGCAGCUGAUGUGCGUGAUCGUGACCAUUGGCACCAUCAUUCAGACUGCCUCUGUAAACAUCGGCAUGUUCCUCGCUGGUCGCGCACUAGCCGGCUACGCAGUCGGUGGUAUGGUCGCCACGGUACCAAUCUACCUCAGCGAAAUCUCCGACCCACGUUUCCGCGGCCUGAUCGGUGGUAUCUCCGGCUGCGGUAUCUCCUUUGGCACCAUGAUGUCCAACUGGGUCGGUUUCGCCUGCAGCUAUGCCUCCUACGGCCCCGUACAGUGGCGUCUCCCUCUCGGAAUCCAGAUCCCCUGGGGCGUGAUCAUGUUCGUCGGCUUGGCAACGUUUAUGCCCAACUCACCGCGUCAGUUAAUCCGUAACGGGAAGAUUGAGGAAGCGCGAACUGAGUUUUCGCGGAUUCGACGGGGCGUGAAUUUGCAUGAGGUUGAGGAGGAGUUUAUGCUUAUGCAGGCGCAGAUUGAGUAUGAGAUGGAGAGGGAGAUUACGAGCUAUCGCGAGAUUUUUAAACUUUUCCGUCGUCGGGUUUUGGUGUCCAUUGCUGUGCAGACUAUGACUAGUCUGACUGGCGUCAACGUGAUUCAGUACUAUCAAAGUGAGCCUCGCCUCGUGCAGAUCUCCGAUAUCCAACCAAUUCUGUACAAAUCCCUCGGCAUUGGCUCACACCAGAUUCUCGCCCUUGCUGCCGUCUACGGCACCAUCGCCUUCCUUUCAAACGCUAUCACUACAAAGUUUAUGACGGAUCAGUGGGGCCGCCGCAAGAUGCUUAUCACCGGAUUGGCGGGCAUCGUGCUCAUCGAGAUCUACGCCGCUGUUAUGCAGCGCGAGUUCCAGAAUACCAAUAACCGGGUUGGCAAGGGCUUUGCUAUUCUGGGGAUUUAUCUUUUCGUCGUGUGCUACUAUGGUAUGCUCAACAGCACAACCUGGCUCUACGGUGCAGAGGUCCUACCCAUCGCACUUCGCAGCAAAGUGAUGGGUCUCGCGGCUGCCUCACACUUUAUCGUCAAUGUUGCCAUCACCGAGGCUGGGCCCAGUGCAUUUGCCAAUAUACACGAGAACUACUACUACGUCUUCGUAGUGUGUUCCGCAUUUUUCCUUGUCAUUGCAUACUUUUACUUCCCCGAAACUAAGCAAAAGACCCUUGAAGAAGUCGCUGCUUCCUUCGGCGACCGGGUUGUCCUGGCUGAUGAGGCUCCUAAGCGAGUCUCCGUUGCAGGAAAGGCUGAUCACAUUGAAUCGGCCGACCCGUCCGCCUCAGCGUCGGCAUCAGCUUGA
This is a messenger RNA of Penicillium cataractarum, 1512 nucleotides long. RefSeq lists its product as uncharacterized. Gene Ontology annotation, cellular component: membrane. Gene Ontology annotation, molecular function: carbohydrate:proton symporter activity. Gene Ontology annotation, biological process: carbohydrate transport; transmembrane transport. The transcript has 12 exons. The coding region runs from base 1 to 1512 and encodes 503 amino acids. Lineage: Eukaryota; Fungi; Ascomycota; Eurotiomycetes; Eurotiales; Aspergillaceae. The record is from RefSeq and is a predicted model, not a curated record.